AUGGGAUCCGGGCCAGAGAUAAGGCCCCUGCAGCUGUCGGGGGAUGGCUUUAUCUGGCAGAGCGGGCGGCAGGACCAGACAGCAGGGACCGCAGAUAGAGAGGCCAGCGCAAACACUCUCCGACAUGGACUAACACACAAUAAACCAGCUCUAUUAAAUGGACUGGACCCUGGACUGGACCCUGGACUGGACCCUGGACUGGACCCUGGACUGGACCCUGGACUGGACCCUGGCCUGGACCCUGGCGUCUCUCCCGUCUCUCUCCUCUCUGGACCGGACCAGCUCUACUUGAGGUCUUGA
Molecule: messenger RNA, 300 nt
Organism: Knipowitschia caucasica
Lineage: Eukaryota; Metazoa; Chordata; Actinopteri; Gobiiformes; Gobiidae
Source: the annotation of a GenBank genome assembly